AUCCAUGCUGGGAUUUAAUCACAUUUCACCCGUCACGACCGGCGACGACUACUUCCUCAAAGAUAUCGGAAGGUUCGGCAGACUUGAUCCCUAAGAAAACAAAGUGAUUUUCCCGGGGACCAUUAAUUGUUAAGCCGUGGAAGGUAUCAAAGGUCCGAGCGUGCUCACCAGCUCAUACCGAUUAGCCCCGAUGGAACAAUCAUUGCAUUCGGCUCGAGCGAAUUUCGUCGACGCACGUUCUGUAACAGAACGUUUUCCGGUAUCAGAAUACUACGAAGAACUGGAUUACUACAAAAAACGAGAGUUGGCUCAACAAAUUACUCGCGCGACAGAGCCCAUGCAAUUGGCGGCCGUUGACUUGCUCCGAACGAAUCGUCCUGAUUUGAUAGCUGAUGAAAAUGGAAAUAUAGAACUUGACAUCGACACUCUGGAUGAGCGCACUCUAUACAAACUAUAUCAACUCCUUUGCGCCCCUUCCUUUCAAUCUAGCCAACCCGCGCGAGUCUACUACCAAACACUGAAUUUCGAGCAAAAGCGAGAGUUGUCUAUGCGGCUCCUUAACGCAACGGAGUCUGUCAAAACAGCUGGCAUUAACCUGAUCCGAAACAUGCGCCCUGACUUGGCCACUGUCGGCAAUGAGGACACGGUGAUUGACGUCGAAAUCCUCGACGAUUAUACUACAUACCACUUAUAUCAAAUCUUCUACGGCCCUCCCUCACAAUCUGCGAAACCCGAGCGCCCCAAGCUGGCCGCUGCCAGAAGAAACCGCCGAGAUGGUGAGUAGGGGUGGGUGGGUGGGCUCUUGUACUUCUUUCCCUGCCGAACUCCAUGUCUUCUUGAUUACGCCAAUCUCGCAACCCUCCAGUCUGUAAGCCGCUAAGCUGCAAUCCCAAGAAACUUUGGGCUACAGCACACUCCUCCCAAGCGUAGUACCUACAAAUGUGAGACCUUGCCAUGUGGGAUAAACUCAUUCAAUUUGUUGGGAUUCU
This is a messenger RNA of Puccinia graminis f. sp. tritici CRL 75-36-700-3, 989 nucleotides long. RefSeq lists its product as uncharacterized. The coding region runs from base 191 to 784 and encodes 197 amino acids. The record is from RefSeq and is a predicted model, not a curated record. The transcript is spliced from 4 exons. Lineage: Eukaryota; Fungi; Basidiomycota; Pucciniomycetes; Pucciniales; Pucciniaceae.